CCUGAUGUUAACCUCAAUACAGCAGCUUCCCUCAAGACACUCCAGAAUAUCCCGACCAAUACUUUUACAAGGACCAGCAACCACCAUCAGAAGAUUAUAAUCCAUAUUCCUCAGACAUCUCACCAGCACCUGGGAAUACCAAUAAUGGUGCACAAGGUCAGCAAGAGGGUCAACGGUCACACGACUACUUUCAACAUAACCAACCAAACUCGCCAGCCAUUCAUCAGCAGCCCUUAGCUCCGGACCCUCAAUCGCAAGUGCUUCCCCCUCAAGUACGGCACCAACAUCCUUCUUCUCAAGCUCCACAGCAACAUCAAUGGCCCCCUCCUAAUCCGCAUUACUACCAUCACACAGCGGAUCAGGUCUACUCUCCGAGGCAAGACUCGGCGGCCCGUUUCCCCACAAGGAACUCUGAGGAAUACGAUGGGGAUCGCUCCUACCGUUCUCAGCGGCGUGCCAAGAAAUAUGGGGGGGUUAAAGAGCCAGAGAAGCGAGCCUCACUCUAUCCAGCUUCGAUGAUGAGCUAAUUAGUGUCUGUACAGGCCUCAACAGAUUCAAAUCAUAACUCAGGGAAAAGAUACCGGAUCUAGCUCAACAGACAUAGCGAACCAGAUGCAAAUGAUGAUGAUGAAUCAGAUGAUGAUGCAGCAAAUGCAUUCGCAACAAAUGCAAGCAGCACAGAUGGCAGCGAUGACACAACAGACAUUCCAAAGUUUACAAAACAGCGGCAACAACAAUAAUCAAAACAGCAACCAAAACAACGAUUGGGCGCCCAAAAAGAGGAGUCGAAAGUCUAAACCAGCGGUGAAUAUUCAAACCAUUCAACACAUGUCUGCGCGUAAAAGAUCUUCCAAGACCAAGGUCAUUCAAGCUGCUUCGCCUCAAGCUCCCGAAAUUGUCGUCCUUCGGCCACCCCCUGCUGCUCCGCCAGCGCCACCAGUUAUAGCCCCUCCCUCAACUGCCGAAUAUGUCGAUAAUAUGGCCAUCGACAAUUGGCAAGAAGCUACUAUCAUUUUAUGCUUUGCAGCUAUCGGAUUAAUUUAUUUGAUUUGUUCGCGAGCUAACGAUAAAGGCGACGGGAAAGAAAAGAAACCAGACUUGGCAAAAAAGCACCUGUCCUGAUUCUUGUCUUCCUUUGCAGGGUUCGAAAUAUUUUUAUUGUACUUAUCAUCUAUCUUCUAGACUUUGGGUGUGAAUCCACUAUGCCAACCAUUUUUGCUGGCCAAACGGAGUAGAAUAGCUGCCGAGAGAUCGACGUAACAUUCUUUCAUCUGUGAAGCACUUUGCUGUCUUCCGCGACCUCCUUUCAGCCUUCCCUUCACAUUAACAAAAAGGAUAGGGCUGUCAGUCGCAGCAAAUCUGGAGUCGCGGUGUUAGGCAAAGUUUUAAAAGGUUCAGGUUGGUAUUCACAAAUUUAUUGCGGUUGGCGAUAUCCGGAAAAUGGAGCCGUACCCCUCCUAUGAAGAGGGGUUACCUUCAGAAUACCUCUCACCCGAAUAUAUUGAUCCCCUAUAUAUUCCGACACCAGAAUACCUCCCAUCCGACGAGUACCCACCACCAGCAAGGUACGAUAUUCCGAUGGAUUAUGGACACCCCGAAGGUUACCAGCCACCAUUUCAGCCAGUGUAUCAGUUUGUUCCUCAAGGAUACAAAGACAGCGAUGCGCUCGAUGGCAUCAUUAUAGACGAUCACUGGAUAGAUCCUAACAUUGACGAUGAGGAUGAUGUGUGGUCCGAAGAGUCUUGGAUCCCAUAUUCAUCGCAUGCAGUGCCCAACCUCAGAGACUCCGCAGUCUCCCCAACAAGUCAAAGUGGCAAUCAGCAAGUAGUCAUUGCUCCCCUAACCAAUUGGUACCCAACGCCGUCUGACCUUAGACAACAUUACUGUGACCUGCAUCAAUCAGAGUGUCUGCAUCAGCAAAUGCCUGUAGAAACAAACUCGACUGAGAGGAGUAAUACUACUCUUGAAGAUGAUCUGACCCAGGGCACUGACCUGAAGCACAUCGAUUGGUCAGGAGUCGGACUCGCUUUCACUUUACUCCUUAUUAUUCUUUUCGCGAUACACGCGAGCUGGUCAGGCGACGAUGAGGAGGAGGGGGAGAACAAGGGAAAAGACAGCCCAGGGAGUAGAUCACACAGUAAAGACAAGAACGAAUCGAGUAAAAAAAAAGGAGAAACGAAGAAGGAACAAAAGGAAUCAAGAAGCGACAAAGACAACGAGAAAAAAGAAGCAGGAAGAAAAAACGGUGAUGAGAAAGAUAAUGAUAAAGACAAGAAGAAAUCAAGUUCAAGGAUCUCUUCAAAGAAUGACGCUGCCGAGGGUAAUGAUGACAAGGGAUCUUUGAAAGGUAAAGGAGAAGGGGAGAAGAAAAAAGAUGGGAGCAGCAGCAAGUCUAAAAAACCCAACGAUGACAAGAAGUCUUCCGAGAAAAGCGACAAAGUUGAUGGCGACAAGAAAUCAGAUCCGAAAAAAGAUGACAAAGCCGAAGGAUUGGAGAAGAAAGACGUUAAGAAGAAGUCUUCGUCCUCAGACGACAAGAAGGAAGACAAGAGGGGCAGUGGUGGGGAAAAGAAGGAGGAAAGGAAUAAGAAGGAGGAAAGGAAUAAGGAAGAUGAGAACAAAGCAAGCAGGGGCGAGAAAAAAGAAGAUAAGAAUUCCAAUAGCAGGGAAAAGAAAGACGACAAGAAAGCUGCUGGCGAUAAAAAGGAGGAUAAAAAGGCAACAGGGGAAAAGAAAGAUGAGAAGAAAGCAGCAGGCGCAAGUAGAAAUAAGGACGAUAAGAAAUCCGCUACAGGCGAGAAGAGAGAUGAGAAAAGGGCUGUUGGAGCAGAAAAGAAAGAUGAUAAGAAAGUUGCCGCAGCAGACAAGGACGAUAAGAAAGCAGCCGGAGGAAACAGGAAAGACGACAAGGAAGCAACUGGAGCAGAGAAGAAAGCAGCUGGAGCAGAGAAGAAAGAUGAUAAAAAAGCCGGAGACACGAAGGCAGAGAGAAAAGUGGAGAAAAAGGAAGUGGAGGGAGAGAGGAAGAAGGACGAUAAGAAAGUAGGAGAGAAAAAACAUGACGAAAAAGUGGCCGAAGGUGACAAGAAGAACGACAAAAGCCAAAGCGGACGAAAGAAGCACGAUGAGAAAGUAGGAGAGAAAAAACAUGACGAAAAAGUGGCCGGAGGUGACAAGAAGGACGACGAAAGCCAAAGCGGACGAAAGAAGCCUUCUUCUGGAGAUAAGGAAGGUGGGGACAAAAGGCUUGACCAUAAGAAGACAGAUAAAAAAAAUAAUGAGGAGAAAGACGACAAAAAAGCUGGAGAGAAAAAGUCUGGAAGCAAGGAGGGCGAUAAGAAGCCGGGAGACAAAAAAGGUGACAAAAAGGCGGAAAAUAGGAAUGAGGAAGCUGGUAAAAAGCCUGCAAACGAGAAAGAAGCGGUCAAUAAGCCAGGUGAAAAGAAAGAGAUGGAUAAAAACCCUAAAGAUAACAAGGAAAUGGACGAGAAACUGGCAGGAGACAAGAAAAAUGAUGGGAAAAGUGAGAAAAAAGGAAAAGGGUCUGUAUUAGAGGAAAGGGGGGGAGAAGGAAAAGGCGACAAGAAGGAAUCGAAGAAGUCCGGAAAUGACAAACGGAAGCAUGAAAAGAAGUAUGAAGAGGACAAGGAAAGAGAGGGGACGAAAGAAGAAGGCAAGAAGGAUAAAAGCGAACAGAAGGAUGAUCCAAAGAAAGAUGGAAAGGGAUCAUUAACUUCUGGGUCCAGCAAAACGAAAAACGAGAAAGACGAUGAAAGAUCGUGGUUCAGUUCUCAUAUACUAAUCGGUCUCUUGCUUCUUCUUCCCUUGCUUGCCAUGACGGGCCGAUCUCGAAUGCCUAUCAUCUAUGACCCGGCUGCGAAUCGCCCGUCCAUUCUGACCGGUAGUGGGCUUGGAGAUAUACUUGCGUCACCCGUUAUGGCAGCUUCGAAGGGUCUAAAAAGGGCAACAACCAGUCCAAGGGCAAGCUCGUCUGGCGCUCGAUGGGUAGUCAAUGAACAACCUGAACCAAAAGCACACAUUCACAUUAACAAUGUCAAUUCUCAGGGAAACGGUAAUCCCAUCAACAUAAGGGAACCAUCGAGUGAACCGGCGGUUGAGAUUACUGUCGAGGAAUCAUCGCUUGCUGCCGAGCAAUUACUCAAUCGACCGCAUUCUCCUCCUGUGCUGGAGGAGGAGAGAAUUUGGGAGCCAAUCAACUUUCGUUUCACAGGUCCUGCAAAUCCCGAUCGUCUUUGGAACAUGAUUUUUGCAUGUUUCAUAGUUGCGUUGCCGUUGAUCGUAGACCAGGUAAUGGAUUACCCCGAACGCAGGUACUCACAGCCAGAUUAUCUUCCACCAGCCUCCCAACUCAUCCUUCUAAGUGCCUCAUUCCUCAUCUGUGCAGUUAUCGGCGACUGGCAUUUUGGCUGGUCAAGCACCAUCGCCCCGUUUGCAGAAGUCUCCAUAUCAGGAGCACAGCGCGGUUUGACUCCGUUAAUUGUCGGUGUAGUUGAGACAGGCGAGUCUCUAAUUUGGAGUCUUGAAGAUGUAAUGUUCGGAGAUGGGAGAGUCUUGCUGGGAAUGGGCCUCGCCGCUCUUGGUGUGGUUUUGUUUAGCCAGAGACAGCCUAGUCUGGACGUGCCAAAGACUGACUACGCGUCUAGUACUGUUCAAGCAAUGUAUUUCUUGGGUGCCUUGUUGAUCGGAAUGUUUGUAUGGAAUGCCUAGUCGUAUCCGAAGUGAUGCUGUAAAGCCUAUCAGAAUCUUGCUAGAAGUGCUACUGAUGAGUGCGGGACGUCCACUGAUAUGAAUGUUAUGACUCGUUCCCAACAAGGUCCGGUCUUGAAGACGAGAUGGAAAGCCGUAGUUUAUUAAGCAAUGAAGUAUGUGUAUGAUAUGCUCCUUGACACUUGUCCGUCGGUGGAUGGUAUAGGGCGGAAGUAUUUAUGCUUGGGAAGAUCAGGCAAGCUUAUAUACUAGUGAGUUAUGUUUAUGUAGAAGGGUUGUGCAAGGUAAGACGAGAGCGAGCAAUGGGAGCUCGAGGACCUUUCCCAAAGUAACUUAUGAAAUACUGAUCUUCAAGGGAAAGGAAAUCAAGAUCGCGGAGGACGGACCUGCAAGUAUUGUGGAAACUGUAAAAAGAUGACGACUAUGAUGGAGGGAGUGGAAAAGCAGGAUGACCGCUUGAAAAUUGUCAGCUGGCUCAAGUCAGUCCUUUGCCAAUUUUGCAGAUAGGGAAUGUAGUAUGUUUUGUUAAUCGUGCCGGUAGCAACUCGUGCCAUGAGUUUCUGUGGCUGCAAAGUAAUGCUGGAAACCUUAG
Cryptococcus deneoformans JEC21 is the source of this 5320-nucleotide messenger RNA. RefSeq lists its product as hypothetical. The record is from RefSeq and is a predicted model, not a curated record. The transcript has 4 exons. NCBI's taxonomy places the organism in Eukaryota, Fungi, Basidiomycota, Tremellomycetes, Tremellales, Cryptococcaceae. The coding region runs from base 1441 to 4728 and encodes 1095 amino acids.